Molecule: messenger RNA, 2210 nt
Organism: Cladocopium goreaui
Lineage: Eukaryota; Dinophyceae; Suessiales; Symbiodiniaceae
Source: the annotation of a GenBank genome assembly
GCAAUGCUGAUCAGCAAUUGCGCUGGGCCGCCAGUUCUGCAGCUGCCUUGCUGUUAAGUUACGUGGUGACCUUGCAGCCAGCACAGGCCGCUGAUGUGGUGAACUACUCGGACUUCAUCGACUCCAUCAACAGGGGCGAGGUGGAGAUGGUUCGUGUGCAAGAGGACAUGCUGUCGGCACAGUACACCACCAAGGACGGGUCUCGACGGGAGGUGAACCUCAUCCCGAACGCUCAGAUCGAAGAUCAGCUCUUCAAUCAGCUGGCCGAUAAGAAGGUGGACGUCGUCAUGUCGUCCCCGGGUUCUAGCGCCUCGCCCUUCGACUUUCUGGCGCGUUUCGCCGGGCCCAUCGCCUGGCUGAUCGCAGGGCUGCUGCUGCUCUUCGGCGGCUUGCCUUUUGGCCCCGCGGGACCUGGUGGACCUGGUGGAAACCCCUUCGAGCUGGGCAAGUCCAAGGCGCGCAUCAUCAAAGACGGUGACACCAAGACCAAGUUCGCCGACGUGGCCGGCUGCGACGGCGCCAAAACGGAGCUCAUGGAGGUUGUGGAUUUCUUGAAGAACACCUCCAGGUACUCCGAGCUAGGUGCGAAGAUUCCAAAGGGAGCUCUGUUGGUGGGCCCUCCAGGUACUGGAAAGACCCUCUUGGCCAAGGCCGUGGCUGGCGAGGCCGGUGUCCCUUUCUUCAGCAUCUCGGCCUCCGAAUUCGUGGAGAUCUUCGCGGGCAUCGGCGCCUCACGCGUGCGCGACCUCUUUGAACAAGCCAAGAAGAACGCUCCUUGCAUCAUCUUCAUCGAUGAGAUCGAUGCCGUGGGUCGUCAACGUAGCGCUGGCUUCGGACAAGGCAACGAUGAGCGCGAGCAGACCGUGAAUCAGCUCCUCACCGAGAUGGACGGCUUUGAAGGCAACAAGGGCGUGGUGGUCAUCGCCGCCACGAACCGCGCAGACAUCUUGGACCAGGCCCUGGUACGUCCUGGACGCUUCGAUCGACAGAUCCAGGUGGAUCCACCAGAUGUUCAGGGACGAACAGCGAUUCUGAAGGUUCACGCCAAGGACAAGAACUUGGCUCCGGGGGUAGACUUGUCGGCCAUUGCGCGACAGACUCCAGGCAUGUCGGGCGCGGACCUCGCGAAUCUGCUGAACGAGGGCGCCAUUGUGGCGGCCCGGCAGAACAAGGCGGAGAUCGAUGCGGACGACAUCGCCAACGCGCUGGAGAGAAUUGCCAUUGGACUGGAGAAAAAGGACGCCGUGAUGAGCGAAAAGAAGAAGAAGUUGGUGGCCUACCACGAGGCAGGUCAUGCCAUCCUGGGCGCCUUGAUGAACGACUACGACGUGGUGGCCAAGAUCAGCAUCGUCCCCCGCGGACCCGCGGGCGGAGUGACGAUCUUCAUGCCCUCCGAGGAACGGCUCAACUCCGGGCUCUACUCCAAGGAAUUCUUGGAGAAUCGCAUGUGUGUGGCCCUUGGCGGCCGCAUUGCAGAAGAGAUCAUCAACGGCCGCGACAACGUCACCACGGGCGCUUCUAACGACUUCCAGCAGUGCACUCAGGUGGCCAAGCAGAUGGUGAUGACUUUAGGCAUGUCCCCAGAGGUGGGUCAACGCCUGCUGGGAGGACAGCAGCAGGGGGGACCCUUCAUGGGCCGUGACUUUAUGGGACAGGGCGCGCCACCCAUUUCGCAGCAGCUGAAGCAGUUGGUGGAUGUUGAGGUGAAGCGCAUCGUGGAUGAGCAGUACCAGCGCGGCACGCAGUUGUUGAGGGAUAACAUGUUCCUCUUGGACGAACUGGCGAAGAUGCUGAUGGACCAGGAGAAGGUCAGUGGUGAAGAGCUCAUGAAGUUGAUCAACAAGGCAGCAGCUGAGGGAAAGCUGGUCAUGGGCAACUCGCGCAUGGCGGUGGCCGCCUAUACCGGACAGGUCGUCUCCAAGAAGACCAAGUGCGUCCACCCAGACAAACCCAUGAUGUUCGCCUGCGCAGACUGCCCCCGCCGCGGCUUCUGCGGGUCCACGGCAAAACCACCCAGCGAGGGCGAAGCGCGCGACGCGAAGCGGUCGGCCAUUGCCAGGUACGGUUUGGCCUCUGAUGUGGAGCCUGAGUCCACUGGGGAGCAGGUGAUGAAGAAGGUGGAGGAGAUGGCAAAGGACAUGUCUGUCCCAAGUUCCGUCGUGAAGUCGGUACACGCCAUCGCUUCGUUGGAUGGCUCCAAGGGGACAUAA